Molecule: messenger RNA, 1367 nt
Organism: Drosophila persimilis
Lineage: Eukaryota; Metazoa; Arthropoda; Insecta; Diptera; Drosophilidae
Gene: Ptpa
Product: serine/threonine-protein phosphatase 2A activator
Exons: 4
Coding region: 57-1277 (406 amino acids)
Biological process (GO): mitotic spindle organization
Cellular component (GO): cytoplasm; protein phosphatase type 2A complex; nucleus
Molecular function (GO): protein tyrosine phosphatase activator activity; peptidyl-prolyl cis-trans isomerase activity
Source: RefSeq, a predicted model, not a curated record
AGCUGCAUCCCACAUAAAAUAAAUUGAGUAACCGAGUAAAAGACAAAUAAACAAGCAUGGCAGACGCCAGUGCAUAUGAAGCAGUUAUAUUUCCGACUAUUGCCAAGAGGGUGCAAAAUAUUGGGGACCUAGGCUUGUGGCUGCGUUCCCGCGCCUACCAUGAUCUCAUUGGCUACAUCAAUGGCACCAGCUCGGCCAUACAGGGAAUCAAGUCCACCGACCCAAUGUACGAGUCGGACAUGCUGCGCAAAUUGUUGCGCAUCUUCGAGCUACUGGAGAAGUUGGUGGAAAAAUAUCCGCCCUUGGACCAGCCGCAGCGCUUUGGCAACAAGGCCUACCGGGACUGGGCUCGGGACAUGCGAGAACAGUUGCCAGAGCUGCUGGGACAGCUCUUGCCCCCCAGUAAGCAGAACUACUUGAACGAACUGCAACAGUAUCUGACGGAGGCCUUUGGGAAUGCAACGCGUAUCGAUUAUGGCACUGGACACGAGCUGUCCUUCAUGUUCUUUCUGUGUGCCCUGUUCAAGGCCGAGAUACUGGACGAACAGGACAUUGUAAGUGCUGCGCUACGCCUGUUCAAACGGUACUUGGAGUUUGCCAGGCAGUUGCAGCGGACAUACAACAUGGAACCAGCUGGCAGUCAGGGUGUCUGGUCACUGGACGAUUUCCAAUUUGUUCCCUUUAUCUGGGGCAGUGCACAACUCUCGGUCCGAAGUCCAUUCGACCCAGCCAAAUUUGUGGAGGAGCAGAUAAUCAACGACUACAAGGAUCAGUACAUGUUCAUCAGCUGCAUUGAUUACAUCUGCAAAGUGAAGACUGGCCACUUUGGCGAGCACUCAAAUCAGUUGUGGAGCAUCACGGACGUUCCGUCGUGGGUGAAGAUCAAUAUGGGUCUGGUGAAAAUGUAUCAAAAAGAGAUCCUCUCCAAGUUCCCGGUGAUCCAGCACGUUUUCUUUGGCGAUCUGAUGUCCUUCGACACGGUAACCGCUGGCACAACUAUCACUAGCGCCCGUCUGGGUCAUGUGGCACCACCGCCGUCGAAGCGUAAAUGCAUAGUGCCCACCUUGGUGCCACAAGCUCCCCAGACACAAGCGCCCCCACCGCCGACUGAGGCUCUAGUCAACGACCAGAAUGCGGGCGAUUCGAGUAGCGAGAGCAGCGACAGUAGCGUUGUCCUACGUCCAUCGGCAUCAGCCUCUACGGCUUCGCUGGUGGCCGCCGCCGAGGGAUCCGGUGACAAUUUAAAUGACAUACCCAAGGAUACGGCAGCCGAGUAGUUGUUAAUGAUGGAUGAUCCAACCUGUGUUACAAAUCUCUUAUUAAUAGCGUUGCCAUUUACUCAAAAAUAAAUUUGCUUUAAAUGUGAA